Cygnus olor (mute swan) is the source of this 4024-nucleotide messenger RNA. RefSeq names its product N-deacetylase and N-sulfotransferase 4 (gene NDST4). Gene Ontology annotation, molecular function: deacetylase activity; heparan sulfate N-sulfotransferase activity. Bases 1279 to 3900 code for a protein of 873 amino acids. The record is from RefSeq and is a predicted model, not a curated record. Gene Ontology annotation, cellular component: Golgi apparatus. The transcript has 15 exons. NCBI's taxonomy places the organism in Eukaryota, Metazoa, Chordata, Aves, Anseriformes, Anatidae.
UGUAACUUUUUUACCCUUUGGUAUAACCUUUUUUUAAAGAAACAGUUUAGCUUAUCACAUGUUGUACUUCAACUAACAAAAAACCACCAAAACCUCAAGUUUUGUUUCUGGUCCUGUGUGCCUGGGUACAGGAAACCCACGUUUUGGAGCCAAACAGGAAGCAGUGUCAUACAACACAAUGAGCUGCGCAGCACCACACACCUUGGAUAAUUAAGUAGCUGACAGUAAUUGAAAAUAACCCUGCUUCUUGCACAGCUGUCAGCUGCAAGCUCCGGCUGUGAAAUCGGAAGCGGCGAGCGGCAUUUUCCUCCUGCAUUUUGGGCGGGAGGAGAGGUGGUCCAACUGCACAAUGACAGAUUAUGCAAAUCCUCCCGGAGCAUCUAAUCAAUCACGCCGGUGCGAGAGGGACGCAGCUCAUCUCCGAAUUAGCCUCCGUCGCGGCAGCCUUGCGUGAAGCCUCCCCCCCGCCGGCGUGACAUCAGAGCAGCUCCGAGUCCUUGAAAGUCUCGGGGUUGAUUAGCGGGAGGAAUUGGCUGCUUCUGCCAAUCACCGCCCUGCGAAGCCGCCUCGAUACUCGUGUAGAUAUGAGGGCGAAGGAGGCUGACUACAGCAAACAGGAGGCGCGGCGGCAGCAGUGGCACCGGCAAUAGUAACAGGAGCAGCUGGAAUUCGGGUGAUUAAAGAGUUCUCGCAGCCUUUUUGCUGUACUCCGGCUGCUCCCUGGUGUAAUCCCCACGUCCGAGAAGGAAGCUGCGUUUUAACAGUGCGCUGAGCAGAGGUUUGAAUCGUUCCAGCUGGCUGCUUGUUUGGAAGAGGACAGCCUGUGUAUAAAUGAGAUGUGACUGUGCCGGCAGAGUUCAAUUUCUGGGGCUGGAGCAAGAGGAGCCUUCCCGGGAUGCUGCUCAGACAGCUGCUAUCAAUUGCAAACUCUCUCUAGCUUACCUGGAGCCAUGGGAGGAGAUUUGAAUAGCAGAUGUCUCUUUCCUGCACACUAGGAAAGGAAAUUCUUCUCUAGAUAAUGUUGAGAGUCAUCUUCGCUGAUUAUUGGCAACUGCUGUAUUCUGAGAAAGCCUCUUUCAAUUUAGCUUUACAGAUCCUUUGACUUCCCACUCCAACAGCUUCAUAACCUCCCCAACAGCUUCAUAAAUGUACUGCAAUGGUCACAUGAACAUCUCAGGAGGGGAAUCAGCACCUCUGCAUCUCCUCAUUAUUAUGGCACUUUAGGAAGAGAAAACCAAAAAGCGACAAGUCCAACAGAAGUUGAAAGUCCCACAAAAGAUGAAUCUAAUAGUGAGGCUCCACAGAAGUUUCAGAACACUUGUUAUUCUCCUGGCUACUUUCUGCUUAGCAAGUAUCAUCAUUUCCGCCUAUUACUUGUACACCAGCUACAAGCAGGAGAUGGCCCUUGCAGAAACCACUGGAGAAGCAGACUGUGAAGAUCUCAAGGUUCUACCAUACAGAUCCAUUGAGCUGAAAACAGCUAAGCCAAUUGAUCCAUCUAAAACUGAUCCCACUGUCCUCCUGUUUGUGGAAAGCCAGUACUCCCAGCUGGGACAAGAUAUCAUAGCCAUCCUUGAGUCCAGCAGAUUUCAAUACCACAUGGUCAUCGCGCCUGCCAAGGGGGAUAUUCCCCCUCUCACAGAGGAUGGAAGAGGAAAAUACACAAUUGUUGUAUAUGAGAAUAUAUUAAAGUAUGUAUCCAUGGACUCGUGGAACAGAGAGCUUCUGGAAAAAUACUGUGUGGAGUACAGUGUUAGCAUAAUUGGUUUUCAUAAAGCCAAUGAAAACAGCUCCCCAAGUACAAAACUGAAAGGCUUGCCGUUACAUCUUUACAAUAACAUAGCCCUCAAAGACUGUGUUGUAAACCCUCAGUCUCCCCUUCUGCGCAUUACCAAAGCACCAAGGGUUGAGAAAGGCCCACUGCCUGGUGAAGACUGGACAGUUUUCCAGUUCAACCAUUCCACCUACCAACCUGUGCUUUUAACUGAACUGCAGACCUCCCGACCACCUCCCAUGGCAUUGCCGAAGGCUGCUCUGUAUGCAACCGUCAUCCAGGACUUGGGGCUUCAUGAUGGGAUUCAAAGAGUUCUUUUUGGAAACAACCUGACCUUCUGGUUACACAAGCUGAUCUUUAUUGAUGCCAUCUCUUUCCUGUCAGGGAAGAAGCUCACGCUGUCCUUGGAUAGGUACAUUCUGGUUGACAUAGAUGACAUCUUUGUUGGGAAGGAGGGGACGAGGAUGAACGUAAAUGAUGUGAAGGCUUUACUAGAGACUCAAAAUUUACUGCGCACUCAGGUUGCAAAUUUUACCUUCAACCUUGGAUUUUCAGGAAAAUUUUACCACACAGGGACUGAAGAGGAAGAUGAAGGCGAUGACCUGCUGUUGAGAUCUGUGGAUGAGUUUUGGUGGUUUCCCCAUAUGUGGAGUCACAUGCAGCCUCAUCUUUUCCACAACGAGUCGUCACUGGUGGAGCAGAUGAUCCUCAACAAAGAAUUUGCACUAGAGCAUGGCAUACCAACUGACAUGGGGUACGCAGUGGCUCCGCAUCACUCCGGGGUCUACCCAGUUCACAUCCAGCUAUAUGAGGCCUGGAAGAAGGUCUGGCACAUCCGAGUGACCAGCACAGAAGAAUAUCCACACCUGAAGCCUGCACGGUACAGACGGGGCUUCAUCCACAAUGGCAUCAUGGUGCUCCCUCGACAGACCUGUGGCCUUUUCACUCAUACUAUUUUUUACAAGGAAUAUCCUGGGGGUCCUCAGGAGCUGGACAAAAGUAUCCGAGGAGGUGAACUCUUUCUCACCAUUCUCCUGAAUCCAAUCAGCAUCUUCAUGACCCAUUUGUCUAAUUAUGGGAACGACCGCCUGGGGCUAUACACCUUUGCGAACCUGGCCAGCUUUGUGAAGAGCUCGACAAACCUGAAACUGCAGACACUGCCCCCACUCCAGCUGGCACACAAGUACUUUGAGCUCUUCCCUGAGCAGACGGACCCUCUUUGGCAGAAUCCAUGUGACGAUAAACGACACAGGGAUAUUUGGUCCAGGGACAAAACAUGUGACCAUCUACCCAAAUUUCUUGUGAUUGGACCCCAGAAAACAGGAACAACAGCACUUUAUUUAUUUCUUCUGAUGCAUCCUUCCAUCAUCAGUAAUCUCCCUAGUCCAAAAACUUUUGAAGAAGUUCAGUUCUUCAAUGGAAACAACUAUCACAAGGGUAUUGACUGGUACAUGGAUUUCUUCCCCACUCCUUCCAACAUCACCACUAACAUCCUCUUUGAGAAAAGUGCCAACUAUUUCCAUUCUGAGGAAGCGCCUAAACGAGCUGCUUCCCUCAUUCCCAAGGCCAAGAUCAUCACCAUCCUCAUUGACCCAUCUGAUCGGGCGUACUCCUGGUACCAGCAUCAGCGAUCCCAUGAGGACCCUGCUGCCCUGAAAUUCAAUUUUUAUGAAGUCAUAACGUCAGGCCACUGGGCACCCUCAGAGAUAAGGACUCUCCAGAAGAGGUGCCUGACACCCGGAUGGUAUGCUGUCCACAUCGAACGAUGGCUAACUCACUACCCAGCUUCACAGUUGCUAAUUAUUGAUGGACAGCAGCUAAGAAGCGACCCAGCUACUGUGAUGGAUGAAGUGCAGAAGUUUCUUGGAGUCUCUCCUCAUUACAAUUACUCUGAAGCUCUAACGUUUGACCCUCAGAAGGGCUUUUGGUGCCAGUUAUUGGAAGGAGGGAAAACAAAGUGCCUGGGAAAAAGCAAAGGUCGAAAAUACCCACCCAUGGACCAAGAGUCCCGAGCUUUCCUGUCGAGCUACUACCGAGACCACAACGUGGAACUGUCCAAGCUGCUGCACAGGCUGGGACAACCCCUGCCCUCCUGGCUGAGACAGGAGCUGCAGAAAGUCAGAUAGCACACAACGGCAGGGGACCAGCUAAGGACAAUUUCCUUCACCGUGAAACCCCUUGCUUCUCCGACUCACCUGUGAUCAUCAGUAGAGGACCUCAUGAAUAACGCUAUUUCUAUUAAAAACAAAA